Opisthorchis viverrini is the source of this 1698-nucleotide messenger RNA. RefSeq lists its product as hypothetical. Gene Ontology annotation, cellular component: membrane. Gene Ontology annotation, biological process: calcium ion transmembrane transport; intracellular calcium ion homeostasis. The transcript has 10 exons. Gene Ontology annotation, molecular function: ATP binding; ATP hydrolysis activity; P-type calcium transporter activity. The coding region runs from base 1 to 1698 and encodes 565 amino acids. NCBI's taxonomy places the organism in Eukaryota, Metazoa, Platyhelminthes, Trematoda, Opisthorchiida, Opisthorchiidae. The record is from RefSeq and is a predicted model, not a curated record.
AUGGAGGAUGCCUACUGUCUCACCACUUCGCAAGUUCUCGAAUUUUUUCACACAACUGAGGAAAGUGGACUCUCUGAGAAACAGGUUGCCAUUGCCCUAAAUAAAAAUGGCUUCAAUGAGCUACCACCGGAAGAAACCAAACCAUUGUGGCGUCUAGUUUUGGAACAGUUUGAUGAUCUUCUGGUCAAGAUUUUGCUGUCCGCUGCCACAAUAUCUUUUGUCCUUGCAUGGUUCGAGGAUUCUGAAGAUGCGACCACGGCCUUUGUUGAGCCUCUUGUGAUAAUGUUGAUUCUCAUCCUCAAUGCCAUUGUUGGGGUCUGGCAGGAAAGGAACGCCGAAUCUGCUAUCGAAGCCUUAAAGGAAUACGAAUCUGAUACAGCGAAGGUGAUUCGCCAAGGACACAGGGGCCCUCAAACAGUGAAAGCACGUGAACUCGUCCCGGGUGAUAUAGUCGAAGUUUCCGCUGCCGAAUUAUCGGCGAUAGAUCCGAGUUCCUGCAUCGGUGACAGAGUUCCUGCGGAUAUUCGGAUUACCACUAUUAUGAGCACUACCCUCAGAGUGGACCAGUCAAUCCUGACCGGCGAAUCCGUUUCCGUCCUGAAACACUCCGACCCUAUUUCCAGUAGCCGGGCGGUUAAUCAAGACAAGAAGAACAUGCUUUUCAGUGGCACCAAUGUGGCAUCGGGGCGAUGUCGAGGCGUUGUGGUCGGAACUGGAAUGAAUACCGAAAUAGGGAAGAUUCGCGAUCAAAUCAUGCAUUCGGAAACAGAGAGGACUCCUCUAGGUCAAAAGAUUGAUGAGUUCGGCACACAGUUGUCAAAAGUGAUCACCCUCAUCUGCAUUGCCGUAUGGUGUAUCAAUAUUGGCCACUUCAACGAUCCCGUUCAUGGUGGAUCCUGGCUGCGUGGUGCCAUCUACUAUUUCAAAAUUGCCGUCGCCCUUGCUGUAGCCGCUAUCCCAGAAGGUCUACCAGCCGUCAUCACGACUUGCUUGGCUCUGGGCACACGUCGCAUGGCCCGUAAAAACGCCAUUGUCCGCUCGCUACCCAGUGUUGAAACUUUGGGCUGCACGACAGUGAUUUGUUCAGACAAGACGGGGACUCUAACAACAAAUCAAAUGACUGUGGUCCGCAUGUUCACUUUUGCGAAUGGAGCACCUGGUGGUGCACAAAGUGGUGAUGGGCGACCACUGGCUUUCGAUGAAUUUGAGAUUACCGGCUCCAAAUACGCCCCCGAGGGGAGCAUCAUUCGGAAAGGUCAAAAGGUCAACUGUUCAGAGCAUCCAUGCUUGGUCGAGUUGGCUCACAUUUGUGCACUGUGUAAUGAUUCCGGAGUUGAAUAUAAUGAAAGUAAAGGACAUUAUGAAAAAGUUGGCGAAGCGACGGAGACUGCUCUGAUUUGCUUGGUGGAGAAGAUGAAUGUUUCUGGGGUGUGCAAGACUGGACUUACCAAUCGGCAGCUCGCAAUGGCCUGUAGUCAUGAUCUGCAGCACAUGUACCACAAAGAAUUCACCUUGGAAUUCUCACGUGAUCGCAAGUCCAUGUCCACAUUCGUGACACCUAAAUCUCGGGGGGAUGGAAGGCAUGGGAAGCUGUUUGUAAAGACUUCUCAUUUUACACCUUGCCGUCUAUUUGAGCAUCCAUCAGGGGUGCCCACCUCAUUCCUAUCUAAUUUUGUGAUCAAUGAGCUAAUGAAAUGA